AUGCACCAGCCGCCUCCAGCCUCCUGCAGCAGGAGCAGCAGCAGCAGCAGCAGCAGCUGCGAGUGCGCGCGUGUGGGUGUGAGGGUGAGUGCGCUGGCGCCGGCCGCAGCGCCCUACCCAGCUCCCCGCCGGCUUCCUAGCCCCCUCCUGCCGGAGCCGCCCUCCCGCGGGACCAACACCCUCAUCCCGGCCAGGCUCGGACCAUGGUGCAGUCCCACUGGCUCCCCUGCCCCCCUCUCCUGUGAGACUGGCUGCGGGGAGGGAUCAUGGAUACUUGUCUGCCGGCUUCUGGUUCCCACGCAAGUAAGCCUGCUGUCAAUGGAGGAGGACAUUGAUACCCGCAAAAUCAACAACAGUUUCCUGCGCGACCACAGCUAUGCGACCGAAGCUGACAUUAUCUCUACGGUAGAAUUCAACCACACGGGAGAAUUACUAGCGACAGGGGACAAGGGGGGUCGGGUUGUAAUAUUUCAACGAGAGCAGGAGAGUAAAAAUCAGAUUCAUCGAAGGGGUGAAUACAAUGUUUACAGCACAUUCCAGAGCCAUGAACCCGAGUUCGAUUACCUGAAGAGUUUAGAAAUAGAAGAAAAAAUCAAUAAAAUACGAUGGCUUCCUCAGCAGAAUGCAGCUUACUUUCUUCUGUCUACCAAUGAUAAAACUGUGAAGCUGUGGAAAGUCAGUGAGCGCGACAAGAGGCCGGAAGGCUACAAUCUGAAAGAUGAGGAGGGCCGGCUCCGGGAUCCUGCCACCAUCACCACCCUGCGGGUACCUGUCCUGAGACCCAUGGACCUGAUGGUGGAGGCCACCCCACGAAGAGUAUUUGCCAACGCACAUACAUAUCACAUCAACUCCAUAUCAGUCAACAGCGACUAUGAGACCUACAUGUCCGCUGAUGACCUGAGGAUUAACCUAUGGAACUUUGAAAUAACCAAUCAAAGUUUUAAUAUUGUGGACAUUAAGCCAGCCAACAUGGAGGAGCUCACAGAGGUGAUCACGGCAGCUGAGUUCCACCCCCAUCACUGCAACACUUUUGUGUACAGCAGCAGCAAAGGGACAAUCCGGCUGUGCGACAUGCGGGCAUCAGCUCUGUGCGACCGGCACACCAAGUUUUUUGAAGAGCCAGAGGAUCCAAGCAACAGAUCGUUUUUCUCUGAAAUUAUCUCUUCAAUUUCGGACGUCAAGUUCAGCCACAGUGGGAGGUAUAUCAUGACCAGGGACUAUCUGACUGUGAAAGUCUGGGAUCUCAACAUGGAAAACCGCCCCAUCGAGACUUACCAGGUUCAUGACUACCUCCGCAGCAAGUUGUGCUCCCUCUACGAAAACGACUGCAUUUUUGAUAAAUUCGAGUGCGUGUGGAAUGGGUCAGACAGUGUCAUCAUGACAGGCUCCUACAACAAUUUCUUCAGGAUGUUUGACCGCAACACCAAGCGUGAUGUGACCCUUGAGGCCUCGAGGGAAAACAGCAAACCUCGGGCUAUCCUCAAGCCCAGAAAAGUGUGCGUGGGGGGCAAGCGGAGAAAAGACGAGAUCAGUGUCGACAGUCUGGACUUUAGCAAAAAGAUCUUGCAUACAGCUUGGCAUCCUUCAGAAAAUAUUAUAGCAGUGGCGGCUACAAAUAACCUAUAUAUAUUCCAGGACAAGGUUAACUAGGCGGACAAGUUAUUACUUAAUCUCACAUACUGAAUACUAGUCCAACAAGUUUUUAAAUGUUUCUUUGGGUCUUCAUUUGAUGCAUUGACUUUUAAGUUCCCUGUGCUUAAAAACAAUUGGRAUAGAAUUUUAAAAAGAGUCCAACUUUCCCAACUCCCCAGUUCUGAGAAACUUGUCAAACCCCAUAGACUUGGGGCCACUUCUAUUUAGAGUUGAGAGCUGCCAGCUAACAGUAAUUCUUCCAUAGUCGAGUUGAAUUCUGAUGCUUUUAUUGCCCAGUUUUCUCUGGUGGGUCCAGUGUUUUGUUUCUAGGUGUCUGCUGCGAUAAAAUGAGGUUGUCUGUAGUAUUUAAGGAAAAAAAAAAAAGAGAAGUUUUUUUUUUUAAUUAAGCAAUUCCAUUUGAUUGAAAAAAAAAUAAAACACCGUUUACUCUUA
Molecule: messenger RNA, 2085 nt
Organism: Urocitellus parryii (Arctic ground squirrel)
Lineage: Eukaryota; Metazoa; Chordata; Mammalia; Rodentia; Sciuridae
Source: RefSeq, a predicted model, not a curated record